AUGAUCAAGACUCAGACUCUCCUCGUGGCUUUGGCGAUGCUGGCGGGGGCCCGCGCGGGCCUGCAAGGAGGCAUCGGGGGCGGUUACGACGGAGGCUACGGCGGAGGGUACGCCGUUUCGGAAGGAGGCAACGGCGGCGGCCACGGAGGAGCCAGUUCCUUCGCCCUGUUCCACGGCCCCGUCGCCGGCCCCGCUCACGCCGUGCACGGCGGCUACGGCGGCGACGGCAAGCACGGCCACGGCGGCGAAUACGUCGACUACGUGGCCUAUCCGAAGUACGAUUUCGCGUAUGGCGUGGAGGACCAUCACACCGGCGACUCGCACGGCCAGAAGGAGGUGCGCGACGGAGACAAAGUGGUCGGCGAGUACACCCUGAAGGAACCGGGCGGCAACGUGCGCACCGUAAAGUACCACGCCGACAAGAAGGGUGGCUUCUUCGCCACAGUGAUCAACCACGGCGGCAACGAUCACUCCGGCUACAAGCACGGCAAGGCGCACUCCUUCGCCAACUUCCACGGCCCCGUCGUCGGCGACGCCCACGAAGUUGUGAGAAAACGUUUGAAACGGUUCAAACGAUAG
This is a messenger RNA of Gryllus bimaculatus (two-spotted cricket), 579 nucleotides long. The record is from the annotation of a GenBank genome assembly. Lineage: Eukaryota; Metazoa; Arthropoda; Insecta; Orthoptera; Gryllidae.